This is a messenger RNA of Hipposideros armiger (great roundleaf bat), 4460 nucleotides long. RefSeq names its product integrin alpha-M-like. Gene Ontology annotation, biological process: integrin-mediated signaling pathway; cell-matrix adhesion; cell-cell adhesion. The coding region runs from base 66 to 3521 and encodes 1151 amino acids. Gene Ontology annotation, molecular function: integrin binding. Lineage: Eukaryota; Metazoa; Chordata; Mammalia; Chiroptera; Hipposideridae. The transcript is spliced from 30 exons. The record is from RefSeq and is a predicted model, not a curated record. Gene Ontology annotation, cellular component: integrin complex; external side of plasma membrane.
CUUGGUGGCAUCCUUGAAGUGGCUCGGUAGUGCAUACAGCGGUGGGAAUCCUGCUCCCUUCAGCCAUGACUCACAGAGUCCUUCUGUUAACAGCCCUGGCUUUGUGUCAUGGAUUCAACCUGGACACUCAAAAUGCAGUGAUCUUUCAAGAGAACGCAAGGGGCUUUGGGCAGAGCGUGGUCCAGUUUGAGGGAUCCCGGGUGGUGGUUGGAGCCCCCCAGGAGAUAAAGGCUGCCAACCAAACAGGUGGCCUCUACCAGUGUGACUACAGCACGGGCACCUGUGAGCCCAUCCCCCUGCAAGUCCCCCCGGAGGCUUUGAACAUGUCCCUGGGCCUGUCUCUGGCAUUUGCCACCAAUCCUUCCCAGCUGCUGGCUUGCGGCCCCACUGUACACCAGGUUUGCAAGGAGAACAUCUACGUGAAUGGCUUAUGCUUCCUGUUUGGACGCAACCUGCUGCAGCAGCCCCAGAAGUUCCCGAAGGCCCUCAGAGAGUGUCCUCAGCAGGAUAGCGACAUUGCCAUCCUGAUAGAUGGCUCUGGAAGCAUCAACUCAUAUGACUUCCAGAAGAUGAAGGAGUUUGUCUCAACGGUGAUGAAUCAAUUCAAGUCCAAAACCUUGUUCUCUUUGAUGCAGUUCUCGGAUGACUUCCAGACUCAUUUCACCUUCAAAGAGUUCAAGGAUAACCCUAACCCAGACCUGCUGGUGAGGCCAAUAAAACAGCUGCGUGGGUGGACGUACACAGCCACAGCAAUCCGCAAAGUGGUAAGAGAACUGUUUCAAAGAAGGAACGGAGCCCGGGAGAAUUCCCUUAAGAUCCUGGUAGUCAUCACAGAUGGAGAAAAAUCUCGUGAUCCUUUGGAGUACGAGGAUGUCAUCCCUGAAGCUGACAGAGAGGGCAUCAUUCGCUACGUCAUUGGGGUGGGCUCUGCCUUCAAUAGUGAGCGAUCCCGCCAAGAGCUUAACACCAUUGCCUCCAAGCCAGCUCUCGAUCAUGUGUUCCGGGUGAAUAACUUUGAAGCUCUGAAGACCAUUCAGAACCAGCUUCAGGAAAAGAUCUUUGCAAUUGAGGGGACCCAGACAGGCAGCACCAGCUCCUUCGAGUAUGAGAUGUCUCAGGAAGGCUUCAGUGCUUCCAUAACCUCCAAUGGGCCCUUGCUGGGUGCUGUGGGGAGCUUUGACUGGGCUGGCGGAGCCUUUCUGCACAUGCCAAGGGACAAAGUCACCUUCAUCAACACAACCAGGGUGGAUUCGGACAUGAACGAUGCUUACUUAGGUUAUGCGGCCGAUGUCAUCUCGCGGAGCCGGGUGCAGAUGAUAGUUCUGGGGGCGCCACGGUACCAGCACACGGGCAUGGUGGUGCUGUUCAGACAGAAUGCUGGUACCUGGGAGACCAACACUGUCAUCAAAGGCAGCCAGAUUGGCUCCUACUUUGGGGCCUCCCUCUGCUCCGUGGACGUGGACAGAGACGGCAGCUCCGACCUGGUCCUCAUCGGGGCUCCCCAUUACUAUGAUUCAACUCGGGGGGGCCAGGUGUCUGUGUGCCCCUUACCCCGGGGGAGGGCUAGGUGGCAGUGUGAGGCCAUUCUCCGUGGGGAGCAAGGCCACCCCUGGGGCCGCUUUGGGACAGCCCUGACAGUGCUGGGGGACGUGAAUGGGGACAAGCUGACGGACAUAGCCAUCGGGGCCCCGGGAGAGCAGGAGAACCAGGGUGCUGUCUACCUGUUCCAUGGAACCUCAGGACUGGGCAUCAGCCCCUCCCACAGCCAGCGGAUUGCAGGCUCCCAGAUCUCCCCCAGGCUCCAGUAUUUUGGUCAGUCUCUGAGUGGGGGCCAGGAUCUCACGAUGGAUGGACUGGUGGACCUGGUCAUUGGGGCCCAGGGACAUGCACUGCUGCUCAGGUCCCAGCCUGUGCUGACAGUUGACGUGACCAUGGAGUUCACCCCCAGGGAAUUGGCCAGGGAGGUGUUUGAGUGUCAUGAGCAUGUGGUGAAAGGCCAGCCUGCAGGAGAGGCCAGAGUCUGCCUCCGUGUUCACAAGACCACACGGGACCGGCUGCAAGAAGGAGAGAUCCAGAGCAUUGUCACCUAUGACCUGGCUCUGGACCCAAGUCGCUCACAUCCCCGGGCCAUCUUUGAGGAGACAAAGAACCGCACAUGCAGACGGACACAGAUGUUGAGGCUGAAGCAGGAAUGUGAGACCCUGAAGCUACAGUUACCGGAAUGUGUAGAGGACUCCGUGACUCCGAUCAUCCUGCGUCUCAACUUCUCUCUGGAGGGGCAGCCCUCAACUUCUUUCGGGGGUCUCCGGCCAGUGCUGGCUGUGGAUGCUCAGAGACUCUUCACAGCCUCGUUUCCUUUUGAGAAGAAUUGUGGCAAUGACAGCAUUUGCCAAGAUGAUCUCAGUGUCACCUUCAGUUUCAUGAGCCUGAACACUCUGGUGGUGGGCGGUCCCCGGGACUUCAACGUGACACUGACUGUGAGGAACCAGGGCGAGGACUCCUAUAGCACCCAUCUCACCUUCUUCUACCCACCUGGCUUGUCCUAUCGGACGGUGUCAGGGGUCCAGAACCAGCCCUCAUGGCGAUCCUGGCAUGUGACCUGUGUGUCUGACACAUCCACCAAGGGACCCAGGACCUCGCAGAGCAGCAGCUGCAACAUAAACCACCCCAUCUUCCCAGGCAACUCGGAGGUCACCUUUAAUGUUACACUAGACGUGGAAUCUAAUGCUUUCUUUGGAAACAGAGCACUUUUCAAGGCCAAUAUGACCAGUGAGAACAACGUACCCAGGACCAACAGAAUGGAAUUCCAGCUGGAGCUGCCUGUGAAAUAUGCAGUCUAUGUGGUGGUCACCAGCCAGGACAUCUCCACUAAGUACCUCAACUUCACAGCUUCCGAGAAGACCCGCCAUAUUAUAAAGCAUCAAUAUCAGUUCAAGAACCUGGGGCAGAGGAGCCUCCCAGUCAGUGUGGUCUUCUGGGUCCCAGUCCAGCUGAACCAGGUGGCCGUGUGGGAUGCCCCCCAGGUCACCUUCUCCCAGAACCUCUCCAGUAUGUGCCACACAGAGAAGAGGGUCCCCCCCCACUCUGACUUCCUGGCUGAGAUUAAGAAGGUCCCAGUGCUGAACUGCUCCAUUGCUGUCUGUCACAGAAUCCAGUGUGACCUCCUGUCCUUUGACAGCCAGGAAGAAUUCAAUGUCACCCUCACAGGCAACCUCUCAUUUGACUGGUAUAUCAAAAGUCCGCACAGCUACCUCCAGGUUGUGAGCACAGCAGAGAUCUUGUUCGAUGAGGUGGCGUUUACCCUGCUUCCAGGACAGGGGGCAUUUGUGAGGGCCCAGACGGAGACCAAAGUGGAGCCACAUGAAGUGCACAACCCCAUACCCCUCAUUGUGGGCAGCUCGGUGGGGGGGUUGGUGCUCCUGGCUCUCAUCACCGCUGGCCUGUACAAGCUCGGUUUCUUCAAGCGGCAGUACAAAGACAUGAUGGGCGAAGCUGGUCCUGAAGCUGCCCCGCCCCAGUAGCAGCUCUGUGUCCACUGAGUGGCCUCCUCUGAAGCAGCCAGGACUUGAGUUAGACCAACAUGCAGGCCGCUGGACAGACACGUCCCGCAGGAGGCUGGGCAGUGACAUCACAUUCAGGAAAGACCUGCUUGGGUUUCUGUUUCCAUCCGUGUGUGUGCGUGCGUGUGUACGCAUGUGUGUGUGUGGGCUACGUGUGUGGCGCCAAUAUCUCUUGUGUGGGGAGGUACGUUCAGCACAACCACUCAGGCACAAAGGGAUUGCUGGGGCCUCCGGGCAGAGGCGCUGGCAGCUCCUGUGGGUGAACUCAAUGGGAGAGCAUUAGAUCCCCUCCCUGCAGAAGGAAGUGCGACCUCCCUCUGUGGGUCAGCAUGUGGCCCGCAGGGGCCUGGCAGCUGGACAACACCCCACAGAGAAGCCAUGCUAGAACCUGGGUCUGAUCCACUGGCGGAGCCUGUCCCAACCCUAGAACUAAAUGUGUCCAGUGAGCAAUGACAUGCUGCCUUCUGUCCAUUUAUUUAUUAAUGUUUCUUUCAUGUUUUUGAAUUGAUUAACCGGUCCAUAGUACAGAAAUCAGAAGAUGUGCAGGAUGUGGGGUGAAAAGGGUUCCCCCUAGCCAUUCAAGUCAAGGCUACGUGUUUUGGGGUCUCCUUCACAAAGACUCUAGAUAUGCACGUACACACACACACACACACACACACAUGUGCACACACACACACGCUUUUUACACAGAUGAUAGCAUGCGUUACUUAUAUUGCUCUGCAUCUUGUUUUUUCCAUUACUGUAGCUCAGACAUUGUUUCGUGUAAGACAUAAGGUAUCCCUUCAUUCUUUUAUACAGCUCCAUGGUAGUCCAUCAUGUGGGUGAAUCACAAUGUAUGUAACCAGUAUCCUUUUGAUAUGUUAUUUCCAAUCUCUUGUCAUUAAAACAGUGGUGAUAUAA